GUGAGGAGAAUCAUGGACGUAAACUAAAUAGAAAGUUACCAUGAUAAAAGUUAGGCAUUUCUUUCAAAUUACAGCAACAACACCCGUUUCCCUUGUAAAUCAACAACCUUCCCCCCCCAGGGUCUGAGGUUUGCUUAAGUUUACAAGGCAUCGCUCUUUCAACACUUAACUACAGUUACACUCUGACAGAAAGAAUGCGCGAGUCAGUUAGCAUUAGCCGGCUAGCAGCGUGCUGACAGCAGCGACAGGAGGCGAACAAAAGAUUGCUCUGCAUUUGUCCGCUUGCACUGACAUUCGGUCCAUGUAGGAGGGGCGAUUAUCAACACAAUGCCCGUGUUACUUUUCCUGAUAGACACGUCCGCCUCCAUGAACCAGCGCUCCCAUCUGGGCACUAGCUAUCUGGACAUAGCGAAGGGCGCAGUUGAGACUUUCCUGAAGCUGAGGAGCAGAGAUCCGGCCAGCAGGGGAGACCGAUACAUGUUAGUGAGUUUCGAGGAAGCACUGGCUGGAAUUAAGGCAGGAUGGAAGGACAGUCAUGCCACUUUAAUGACUGAGCUGAGGAACCUGCAAGCAGUUGGACUGACAUCGUUCGGCCAGUCUUUAAGGACCGCUUUUGAUUUGCUCAAUCUCAAUAGAUUAAUUUCGGGGAUAGACAACUAUGGACAGGGUAGGAACCCUUUUUUCUUGGAGCCUGCUAUCAUUGUGGCCAUAACUGAUGGCAGCAAGCUGACCGGCAGUUCUGGUGUGCAAGACGAGUUACAUUUGCCCCUGACAACACCGUUGCCCGGCAGUGAGCUGACCAAAGAGCCCUUCCGAUGGGACCAGCGACUCUUCUCUUUAGUACUCCGCAUUCCAGGCCACACCUCUCCUGACCCUGAACCAAUGGGUGGAGUUCCACUUGAUCCAUCCCCUAUUACGCCCAUGUGUGAGGUCACUGGGGGCCGCUCAUACAGCGUAUUUUCCCAGAGAAUGCUGAUCCAGUGUCUGGAGUCUCUGGUGCAAAAAAUCCAGAGUGGUGUGGUCAUUAAUUUUGAGAAGACUGGACCUGAUCCUCCACCUGCUGAAGAUGGCCCAAUAGAAAUGAAGUAUGGACCUCAAUCAUGGCACAGCUGUCAUAAGAUGAUCUAUGUCAGACCUAACCCUAAAACUGGUGUUCCAGUUGGUCAUUGGCCUAUCCCGGAGUCCUUUUGGCCUGACCAGAACUCUCCUACUUUGCCUCCACGUGCAGCUCACCCGCAGGUGAAGUUUUCAUGUGUUGAUUCAGAGCCCAUGGUGGUGGAUAAAGUGCCCUUUGACAAGUACGAGCUAGAGCCUUCUCCGCUCACUCAGUACAUACUGGAGAGGAAAUCACCGCACACCUGCUGGCAGGUUUUUGUGUGUAACAGUGCUAAAUAUGGAGAACUCGGGCAGCCGUUUGGUUAUCUGAAGGCCAGCACAGCUCUUAACUGUGUCAACCUGUUUGUCAUGCCCUAUAACUACCCUGUGGUGCUGCCUUUGCUUGAUGACUUGAUUACUGUGCAUAAGUUCAAGCCUCCAGCGAAGUGGCGACAAUCUUUUGAAAACUAUCUUAAAACAGUCCCGCCCUACUAUAUCAGUGCCCUGCGGAAAGCACUAAGAAUGAUGGGAGCUCCAAAUCUGUUGGCUGACAACAUGGAGUAUGGUCUAAGCUAUAGUGUUGUGUCUCAUCUCAAAAAGCUGAGUCAGCAGGCAAAGAUAGAGGCAGACAGAGUUUGUGCAUUAGUAGGAAAAAAAGCGGCACUAGAAGGCGGGAUUAAACUUCGCUGCAGAAGCUCCGCCCUCUCUCUGGCUCACAGGAAAGAUUUUACGCAGCUACUGCACAGUAUCAUGGGAGAUGGGCCAGCUCUGCCAAUUGAGGCAAACACCAAGGAGUUUGUUGGCUUUCAACUAGCUGCUCUGAAUAAAGCAUUAAAACCACAAGGACUGCGGAACCCCUAUGAUAUCCCCAGAUCUCAUCUGCUAGACCAGCUGAGCCGCAUGAGGCGGAACCUUCUGCACGCCAGCAUCUGCAUUCUGAAAGGACAAGAUCAAGAUCAGCUGCACAGUGUUCCUAUAGCUCAGAUGGGCAACUAUCAGGACUACUUGAAGCAUUGCCCAUCCCCUCUAAGAGAAGCAGACCCCGAUCAGCCUAAACGUUUGCACACCUUUGGUAACCCCUUCAAAUUGGACAAGAAGGCGAUGAUGGUAGAUGAGGCAGAUGAAUUUGUUACUGGCACUCAAAGCAAAGGCAAACGUCCUGGAGAAUCCAGUAGUCCUGCUGGAGGAGGGGCCCCCAAACGCAGGCGCUGUAUGUCUCCGCUGCUUCGGCUGGGACGGGCAUAUACACCUCCCAAAACACCCCCCAGAACUCCAGAUAGUGAUCACACAGAAUUGGGCAAUCACAUCACCAACCAUGUCGAGUCAAACCGCAACUCCGACAUGGAGCUGAGUCCUGUGCCCGAGUCUGAACCGAUCCAGCAGAGGAACCACCUUCAGCUGGAUGAGGGUGAGAACCAGCAGGACAGAGUGCAGGAGAACGGCCAGUCCAGCGAUAGUGAGUUUUCUCUGGGCAACGAGGGUGAAGAGGAGGCCCCACGCCGCUACCCUUCCCCCUGCCAGCUGAAGAAGAUCAGAAACCAAGAGAGCCAGGAACUGAACUCUGAACUCCGAGUGCUCAUCACCAAGGAGAUCAGGAAACCUGGCAGAUGUUAUGAGAAAAUCUUCUACCUCCUUAAGCAAAUCCAGGGCAGUUUGGAAACACGUCUGAUCUUCCUGCAGAGCAUAAUCAAAGAGGCUGCCAGGUUUAAGAAGAGGGUCUUGAUUGAGCAGCUGGAGAACUUCUUAGAGGAGAUUCACUUAAGAGCCAACAGCAUGAAUCAUCUGGACGGUUUUUGAGCACUCCAUCUGUCCUACUUGAAGGACUCGCGCGUUUAUCUGCACUAUUUAUGUAAUGUAAUUUGGGACUUGUGUGUCUCCAGUCUUUAUCAGUAUUGAAGCUGAUUUUAUCAAUCAGGACUUGAUGGGAUGUUGCUAAACCUCAGGACUGCGUGAAAUGGGAGAAGUUGCUCCUUCUAUAACAAAUGGUCAUAAGCAUGCACUGCUCUUUCUUUUUCUUUUCUUUUCUUAUCUUUUUUCCCAUCUAAUUGUGCCAAAGAGAAGUGGUUGAAAGGCAUUGGCAUCCUCCUUGCUCAUUUUGCGUUUUUGUAUUCUCCCCAUAGUCCUGUGACAUUUUCACACGUGGAAUUGAUCACUUCUAUAAAUAUGUUUUCCUUUAAUUUCAGUCGGGAAUUGUGCCUCAGCGAACUCACUGCAGCAUUCAGUCUGAGCCAAGACAGACGAUUUACUGGAAAUCACUUUUGUUAGGUUGGAUCUCUCUAAUAAAGCAAUUAAAUCAGCAAUAUUCUACACCAAUUAAAAGGCGAGUUACCAAGCCAUUCUUUAAUGUUGGAGGUUUGAGUGACUUUGAGGUUUUAUAAUUAAAGUAGACUUGCACACUCAAAGUCAUUUGUUGUUUGUAAAAUAACUCAUCUCAGGAAUGAUGUUGCAAAUGAUGUGGCAUUUGGCAGCAGAGGAACAUCUUUCUGGAAUUUUGUUUUCCCAAUAUUCUUAAAAAGCUCUUUCUCCUUUCACAAAAGCAUAGCUUUUUUUUUUUUUUUUAAUUUAUAAAAACAAAUUUGCCACCACCCAUCAUUAACCAUAGAUUCAAGCAACUGUUUUGCAAUUAGCAAAAGACGUUCUGUACCAUGUCAUGUGGUUUUCAGACCACAUAACCAUGACAAACUUGUGAAAAAGGACUGUAUCGCAUCUCUGAACUAUUCUUUAUCUCUUGACUAAAAAUUGCAAAUGACAGUUUUGCAGAGUUCUGAAUUUGAUUUACUGAAGCAACAACCAGAUGUAAUAAAACCAUAGUAAUGAAACACCAGAAUGAUGUAACGUUAAUAUUUAAUCAUUCAGGAUUGAGUUAAGAGCCACUUAUUCAUUGACAUGGGAUGUUGCUGCUAAUGUAUUCCUUCAUUACUGCCAUUCAGUAUCCCUUAGCUGUUUUUUUUGUUUUUGUUUUUUUUAUCUGUCUUUGUGUAUCUCACCCUCUUAACCCUGCACCAGGGACCAAAUCUGUUCCAUAAAUGUUAUUGAUAAAGAUGAAAGGCUUCUUUAAAAAGUAUUUUUAUUAUGCUGUAUAUAUGUACAUGGUGACAUUGAAAAUAUUAUUUAAAAGAAUGUUUUGGUGGAAAGCCUAUUUUGUAUGUAUUUGAAUAAAGUCUAUUUUACACUGUUAAUAGUCAUGUAAAUAAAUGACAUUUUUCUGUAAUUAAUUUCUCAGUGGCACAAUGUCAUUAAAAGGAUUGCAAAUCUUCCCAUGUUCAUUGCGUUUUCCAUUCAC
Molecule: messenger RNA, 4378 nt
Organism: Sinocyclocheilus anshuiensis
Lineage: Eukaryota; Metazoa; Chordata; Actinopteri; Cypriniformes; Cyprinidae
Gene: ints6
Product: integrator complex subunit 6
Exons: 18
Coding region: 328-2892 (854 amino acids)
Biological process (GO): snRNA 3'-end processing
Cellular component (GO): integrator complex
Source: RefSeq, a predicted model, not a curated record